UUACUCGGAAAAUUGCUAACUUGCAGUUUGCAGCAUAAUACUAGCACAACUCUGAAACAUCGGAGGGUGAGAAAAAUAUCAACCGAGACGAGCAACUAGCUCUAAUAGAGACGGGUGUACUAGCAAUGCCUGGAGGUGAGACAGUAGAAUCUCAGCGGCACCCAGCACCCGCGGGCGACCCCGUGCCGGGGAACGAUGGUCGGGGCAGAAGUCCUUCCCCAGUUCAACGGCCAGAUAGAGCGGAUGAACCGAGAUUUGGAACAAACUCUAACGUGCCAGGCUUCUGAAAGACCGGACAAGUGGUGUGGCAUAGAUCGCCCACAACACUUAACAACAUUCUGAGCACGGGAUGUCCCAUUUCAGGUAUCAGUUUCGGUAUUCUCCACCACUCUUCCCUGAGCAGAAGGCCCAGGUUGGGGUUUCUCCGGCCGGAAGAUCUCAUCCGACACUACGAGGAGAGAUCGAUUUGUUAGCUUCUACCUGGGAGGCUGAAAUAAACGCUAAAUGCAAGUGAAGACAGCAACCAGGUUUGCAUGCUGGGCAACAGGACUCUUGACUCGGGAUUUGUCUCUGCAAGUGGAGGCCAGGUAGUUGGCGUCCAAGUUUAUUGGACCCUUCAAGCUUCUCAAGUAGGUAAACCCGGAGCCUGACACCUUGCAGCUCCCCAAUGCCCACUUUCCACAUUUCCAAAUUAAAACCUGCCCGCGCCAGCUCUGUAGCUCCAUCACGAUCCGCCCCACCGCCAUGCAGGUUCAUCAAAGGGAACGGGUCUUCAUGGUGAGAGGACUUCUCGACUUGUGCAUUGCUUGGGGAGUUCGGCAGUGGGAAGGAUUCGGAACCGAGGAGAGGUGCCGGUUGCCUGGGAGAGACAGCUCGUAUCCGGCUUUCAUACAUGACUCCAAGCAGCCAGGGGAGGGGGUCCUGUUACCAGACGCUCCCAACCGUACCAGCCUGUGGAUUCAGACAUUCGAACUCUGGGUACUGUUAGCAGUGAUACACAAAAUAUUGGAGAAACUCAGCAGGCCAGGCUGCUUCUUCGGAAAAGACUAUAGUCAACGUUUCAGGCCGAGAUCCUUCGGCGGGUUUAGCGUAAAAAGCUGAGGAGUAGAUUUAAAAGGUGGGAGGGGGGUGUGAGAGGGAGAAAGAUAAGGUGAUAGGUGAAACCUGAAGGAGGAGGGGCGGAGUAAAGAGCUGAGAAGUUGAUUGGAGAAAGAGAUACAGAGCUGGAGAAGGGUGAGUUUGCUAAAAGAGGACAGAGGCCAUGGAAGAAAGAAAAUAUGGCAGGAGCACCAGACAGAGGCGAUGGGCGGCCAAGGGCAUAAGAAAAGAAGAUGGGGGAGAGAUGACUGUGCACUGGUUGCCCACUCUCUCGAAGACUUACAGGAGAUCACCAGUCGCUUUGACAGUGCAGCCAAAAGCUUCAGACUGACAAUUAGCCUGAAAAAGACGUAAGUUUUGUACUAACCGGCUCCUGGCUCAAGCUACGAAGACCCAGCUGUCCUCAUUGAUGACACUCGUCUCAAUGCUGUCAACACGUUUUGCUGCCUGGGCAGCAUAAUAACAUCCUCAGCUUCUCUGGAUGGAGAGAUUGAGACAAGAACCAGAAAAGCCUGCUUUGCCUUUGGUCAGCUGAAAGAUCGAGUUUGGUCACAGAACAUCAGGUUGGCCACCAGUUGCAAGGUGUACAGGGCCGUUGUCAUAUCAGCCUUGCUAUACGGAUGUGAGUCACUUACGUGGUGCCCAUAUCAGAGUCACUUACGCCAGCUUGACCAACUGCAGCAGCAUCACCUACAUUCUCUGAUGAAGAUCACCUGGUGAGACAAGGUCUUCAAUACCGAGGUCAUGUCUCAAGCCGGAAUGCCAGCAGUUUCAACCUUGGUGGUGUCAGCCCAACUGCACUGGGCAGGGACAUGUCAAAAUGCCUGACGGAACGCUGCACAAGGAUGUCUUGUGUGGCCAGCUGUCCACUGGUACCCGAAAACGAGAAGGCCAGCGACUACUGUACAAGGAUGUUCUGCACAGGAGCCUCAAGAAAGCUGACAUUGCACCAUCAACGUGGGAGGACCUGGUUCAAGAUCGCUCACAAUGGAGGGAUGCCAUCAGAAAAGGUGUGGACGCUGCUGAGAACAAGCUCAAAGAGACAACAGAGGAAAGGCACAGGAAGAGCCGUAGCAGAGCUUCUGCUUCUGUUGCCCCUGCAGCCUCACCUGCCAAAUAUGUGGCAAGCAGUGCCUGUCAAGGAUCGGCCUGUACAGCCACUCCAGGAUGCACAUAUCAAUCCCCACUAACAGACUGAAAGGAACCUUCAACAUCCUGUGGGAUGGAUAGCCAGCGAGGGGGAGGGGAGGAAGUAGUUCAAGGAUACUGUCAGACUCCAAGUUCUUGAUUUAAGACUGCUAUUGUGAAUUUCUGCUUGACAUACAGAGUGAAUUGGCCAGCUGUAUCUGGGAUUCUUAAUGCACGUGUCUCUUUUAAAGUUUAAAAUGCUUCAAGCUGUUAUUCAUUAAGAAUCACAGGAUCGCCUGAGCACUUCUUGUGUUUCAGCAGAUUGUUGAGCGGUUGAACAACCAUCAAAGAAUCUGCCACCAGCCUGUCAAUACAUCAUUUAGCAAUCAUUUCAUCCUCUCACUGAAAUGAGCGGAAGUUCCCACUGGCUUCAAAAUGACAAUUAUACCAGUGCCCAAGAAGAAUAAUGAUAUAAUAUAAUAAUAAUAAUAAUAAUAAUAAUGACUAUCACACGGUAGCACUCACAUCGUGAGUGAUGAAAAGCUUGGAGAGGUUGGUAAUGACUGGACUGAACUUCUGCCUCAGAAAGGACCUGGGCCCAUUGCAAUUUGCCUAUCAUAACAAUAGGUCAACGGCAGACGCAAUCUCAAUGGCUCUCCACACGACGUUAGACCACCUGGACAACACAAACACCUAUGUCAGGAUGGUGUUCAUCAAUUAUCGCUCAGCAUUUAAUACCAACUUUCCCACAAUCCUGAUUCAGAAGUACUGAUCCAGGAUGGAUUCCUGUCACAGUAUGUUGACAGGCCGACUGGGGGAAUGCCAUACUAGAUCUAGUAUUAGGUAACAAACCGGGUCAGGUCACAGAUCUGUCAGUGGGUGAGCACCUGGGGGACAGUGAUCACCGCUCCCUGACCUUUAGCGUUAUCAUGGAAAAGGAUAGAAUCAGAGUGGACAGAAAAAUUUUUAAUUGGGGAAGGGCAAAUUAUGAGGCUAGAAGGCUAGAACUUGCGGGUGUGAAUGUUCUUGCAGGGAAAUGUACUAUGGACGUAUGGUCGAUGUUUAAGGAUCUUUUGCAGGGUGUUAGGGAUAAAUUUGUCCCGGUGAAGAAGAUAAAGAACGGUAGGAUGAAGGAACCAUGGGUGACAGGGGAAGUGGAAAAUCUAGUCUGCUGGAAGAAGGCAGCAUACAUGAGGUUUAGGAAACAAAGAUCAGAUGGGUCUAUUGAGGAAUAUAAGGUAGCAAGAAAGGUGCUUAAGAAGGGGCUGAGAAGUGGGCACGAGAAGACCUUGGCGAGUAGGGUAAAGGAAAACCCCAAGGCAUUCUUCAAUUAUGUGAAGAACAAAAGGAUGACUGGAGUGAAGGUAGGACCGAUUAGAGAUAAAAGUGGGAAGAUGUGCCUGGAGGCUGUGGAAGUGACCGAGGUCCUCAAUGAAUACUUCUCUUCGGUAUUCACCAAUGAGAGGGAACUUGAUGAGGGUGAGGACAAUAUGAGUGAAGUUGAUGUUCUGGAGCAUGUUGAUAUUAAGGGAGAGGAGGUGUCGGAGUUGUUAAAAUACAUUAGGACGGGUAAGUCCCCGAGGCCUGACGGACUAUUCCCCAGGCUGCUCCAUGAGGCGAGGGAAGAGAUUGCUGAGCCUCUGGCUAGGAUCUUUGUGUCCUCAUUGUCCACAGGAAUGGUACUGGAGGAUUGGAAGGAGGUGAAUGUUGUCCCCAUGUUCAAAAAAGGUAGCAGGGAUAGUCCAGGUAAUAAUAGACCAGUGAGCCUUACGUCUGUGGUGGGAAAGCUGUUGGAAAAGAUUCUUAGAGAUAGGAUGUAUGGGCAUUUGGAGAAUCAUGGUCUGAUCAGGGACAGUCAGCAUGGCUUUAUGAAGGGCAGAUCGUGCCUAACAAGCCUGAUAAUUAUUUGAGGAGGUGACCAGGCAUAUAGAUGAGGAUAGUGCAGUGGAUGUGAUCUACAUGGAUUUUAGUAAGGCAUAUGACAAGGCCCCACAUGGUAGGCUUAUUCAGAAAGUCAGAAGGCAUGGGAUCCAGGGAAGCUUGAAUUGGCUCAUCUGCAGAAGGCAGAGGGUCAUGGUGGAGGGAGUACAUUCAGAUUGAAGGGUUGUGACUAGUGGUGUCCCACAAGGAUCUGUUCUGGGACCUCUACUUUUCAUGAUUUUUAUUAAUGACCUGGAUGUGGGGAUAGAAGGGUGGGUUGGCAAGUUUGCAGACGACACAAAGGUUGGUGGUGUUGUAGAUAGUGUAGAGGAUCAUCAAAGAUUGCAGAGAGACGUUGAUAGGAUGCAGAAGUGGGCUGAGAAGUGGCAGAUGGAGUUCAACCAGAAUAAGUGUGAGGUGGUACACUUUGGAAGGCCAAACUCCAAGGCAGAGUGCAAAGUAAAUGGCAGGAUACUUGGUUGUGUGGAGGAGCAGAGGGAUCUGUGGGUACAUGUCCACAGAUCCUUGAAAGUUGCCUCACAGUUAGAUAGGGUAGUUAAGAAAGCUUAUGGGGUGUUAGCUUUCAUAAGUCAAGGGAUAGAGUUUAAGAGACGCAAUGUAAUGAUGCAGCUCUAUAAAACUCUAGUUAGGCCACACUUGGAGUACUGUGUCCAGUUCUGGUCACCUCACUAUAGGAAGUGUGUAGAAGCAUUGGAAAAGGGUACAGAGGAGAUUUAUCAGGAUGCUGCCUGGUUUAGAGAGUAUGGAUUAUGAUCAAAGAUUAAGGGAGCUAGGGCUUUACUCAUUGGAGAGAAGGAGGAUGAGAGGAGACAUAAUAGAGGUGUACAAGAUAUUAAGAGGAAUAGACAGAGUGGACAGCCAGCACCUCUUCCCCUGGGCACCACUGCUCAGUACAAGAGGACAUGGUUUUAAGGUAAGGGGAGGGAAAUUCAAGGAAGAUAUUAGAAGAAGGUUUUUUACUCAGAGAGUGGUUGGUUCGUGGAAUGCGCUGCCUGAGUCAGUGGUGGAGGCAGAUACACUAGUGAAGUUUACGAGACUACUAGACAGGUGUAUGAAAGAAUUUAAGGUGGGGAAUUAUGUGUGAGGCAGGGUUUGAGGGUCAGCACCACAUUGUGGGUCGAAAGGCCUAUAAUGUGCUGUACUAUUGUAUGUUCUAUGUUCUAAGUUGCAGAACCUGGGCCUCUAUACCUCACUUUGCAAAUGGAUCCUUGACUUCCUAACCAGAAGACCACAAUCUGUGCGGAUUGGUGGUAAUGUAUCCUCCUUGCUGACAAUCAAUAAGGGCGCAUCUCAGGGGUGUGCAGUUAGCUUACUGCUCUACUCUCUGUAUACUCAUGACUGUGUGCUUAGGCAUAGCUCAAAUACCAUCUAUAAAUUUGCUGACGAUUCAAUUGUUGGUGGAAUCUCAGGCGGUGACGAGAGGGCAUACAGGAGUGAGAUUUGCCAACUAGUGGAAUGGUGCAGCAGCAACAACCUGGCACUCAGCAUCAGUAAGACGUAAGAGCUGAUUGUGGACUCCAAGAAGGGUAAGACGAAGGAACACAUACCAAUCCUCAUAUUGGGAACAGAAGUGGAGAGAGUGAGCAGCUUCAAGUUCCUGGGUGUCAAGAACUCUGAGGAUCUAACCUGGUCCCAACAUAUCGAUGUAGUUAUAAAGAAGGCAAGACAGCAGCUAGACUUUACUAGGAGUUUGAAGAGAUUUAGUAUGUGAACAAGUACCCUCAAAAACUUCUAUAGUUGUACCAUGGAGAGCAUUCUGACAGACUGCAUCACUGUCUGGUAUGGAGGGGUUACUGCACAAGACCGAAAUAAGCUGCAGAAAGUUGUAAAUCUAGUCAGCUCCAUCUGGGGCACUAGCCUAAAAGUACCCAGGAUAUCUUUAGGAAGCUGUGUCACAGAAAGGCAGUGCCCAUUAUUAAGGUCCCCCAGCACCUAGGGCAUACCCUUAUCUCACUGAUACCAUGAGGUAGGAGAUACAGAAGCCAGAAGGGACACACUCAGCGAUUCAGGAGCAGCUU
Messenger RNA from Hypanus sabinus (Atlantic stingray), 6185 nucleotides. RefSeq lists its product as uncharacterized. Bases 3156 to 4136 code for a protein of 326 amino acids. Lineage: Eukaryota; Metazoa; Chordata; Chondrichthyes; Myliobatiformes; Dasyatidae. The transcript has 2 exons. The record is from RefSeq and is a predicted model, not a curated record.